UCUUGGUCAAUAAUACCAGCGUGCCUGGUUGUGUUAAUAAAUAAAGAUAUAAAUAUACAGAUCUGGUUCAUUAUCUCCUGAGCUAUAGGAAACGGUAAGUCCACCAACCUCACCGUCGGCCGGCCAUCUGAGCAAAGGAAGAAAGGUGGUGGUUCAUUCGUCCUUCUUUCCGGGAAGAAGGCCUCAUAGUGCUGUUCACUGUCAUGACUGCCGUUCACAGCGUCGCCUCGCAGAGGAUUCUGCCAGUCCUCAGGCCCAUCCAUAAAAUCCCCUCCGGAUCCCAUUUCGUUGCCCUUCCCAACCCGCGGUUUCGGAGAUCUCACGCCGUUGUCUCCUCUGCGACUGCCGCCGACGAUCUUGAUGUAAUCCCCGUGCAGAGCAGCGACACCACUGACCAGCAAGACGGGGUGGUUGCUUUUGGUGUUACCGAGCGAGAAGACGGCAGUAACAGCGCUGCUAGCCAGGUCGGUGGAUUUGCCUUCGAGAGCGGAGGGGCUGGUGAUGUUGUUAGCGGCGCCGGCGCUAGUGGUACCGCCUUCAACUCCUCCUCUACUCCAAUUUUGGGCGGCGAGGAUUUUGACAAACAGCUGGAUCGGGCCAUCAACGCUAUGAUUGUUCUGGCGGCCGGCACCUUCGCCAUCACCAAACUGCUCACUAUCGACCACGAUUACUGGCAUGGAUGGACCCUUUAUGAGAUUCUAAGAUAUGCACCACAGCAUAACUGGACUGCAUAUGAGGAAGCUCUAAAGGCAAACCCUAUUCUCGCAAAAAUGAUGAUCAGUGGUGUUGUUUAUUCUCUAGGUGAUUGGAUUGCACAGUGCUAUGAAGGAAAACCACUAUUUGAAUUUGAUCGUAUGCGCAUGUUCAGAUCUGGGCUUGUUGGAUUUACUCUCCAUGGUUCUCUUUCUCAUUACUAUUACCACUUCUGUGAGGCUCUUUUCCCCUUUCAGGAUUGGUGGGUUGUUCCAGCUAAGGUGGGGUUUGAUCAAACCGUGUGGGCUGCACUGUGGAACAGCAUUUACUAUGUUGCCCUAGGUUUAUUGCGUUUGGAAUCACCAGCCAACAUUUAUACUGAAUUGAAGGCUACAUUUUGGCCAAUGUUGACCGCAGGAUGGAAGCUUUGGCCUUUUGCGCACCUAGUUACUUACGGUGUUAUUCCUGUUGAGCAGAGACUCCUUUGGGUGGAUUGCGUGGAGCUUGUGUGGGUGACUAUACUAUCAACAUAUUCAAAUGAGAAAUCUGAGGCCAGGUAUGCUGAGGCUUCGGAUUCCUCCACCAAAUUUACAUCCAUUAUCUCGGAGGAUACGCCCGAGUAGAUGAACAAAAGUCUGUUACAUCUCUUGGAUGGAUUCUUGCUGGAAUCAGCUUCUUGGUUUUGUUGGGGAUGCUGUAUGCGGAGUAAGUCACCUGGGGGGUCAUAUGGUUGCUAAAUUAUCAGUAUAUAAUAGAUGACAACGUUAAUACUGUUUUUUUAAAAAUCAAAUAAUGUAUGAAUUCUAAAAGAAGCAUGGAGUUUGUAAAAUGACAUGUUUAACUACCAUUCAUGCAAGCCUGAGAAAAUUACUGUAUGUGGCUUUUCUUUUUUAAAUUAAUUUGUACUUCUCCUAAGA
Dioscorea cayenensis subsp. rotundata (Guinea yam) is the source of this 1610-nucleotide messenger RNA. RefSeq lists its product as uncharacterized. Lineage: Eukaryota; Viridiplantae; Streptophyta; Magnoliopsida; Dioscoreales; Dioscoreaceae. The coding region runs from base 204 to 1316 and encodes 370 amino acids. The record is from RefSeq and is a predicted model, not a curated record. Gene Ontology annotation, cellular component: membrane; cytoplasm. The transcript is spliced from 7 exons.